AUGGAAAACAUAUCAGUAUUAACAAAUAAUAAUAAUAAUAAUAAUAAUAAUAAUAAUAAUAAUAUGAGUAUACAAAAUUUGAAUCCAUAUAAUAAUGAGGAUGAAAAACAUAAUAGCGAUGUGUCAAAUGCAGAAAAGAAUUCUACAAAUGAUUUAUUUUCUUCUUUUUAUGAGAAAUUCAACAAUAUAUUUUCAUUCAUAGAAGAAACUAAACAAAAUAAUAAAUAUUUAGAAGAUGAAAUUGAUGAUAAUUUAAUAGAAACAUUAUAUAACUUAUGUGAUCUUUUUAUAAAUUAUAUGAAAAAUAUAAAUGAUUUUGCUAAUUUUAAAAUAAAUCAAGAAGACCAAGAACUUAUAAUUCAUUCGUAUGAAAACUUUGUAAGACAAUGUAAAGAAUAUAAUGACAAACCUAAAGUGAAACAAUUAGAAAAUGAAAUCUCCAAUUUGCUCGAUUUGUUAUUCAAUAAUACCUCAGAAGCCGUUAAUACUCUUUUUUCGGCUGACUCUUUUUUUAUGGACCAUGUGGAAAACUUAAAGUUGAAGAUGAGUGAAAAAAAUCAAAAAAUCCAAUUUGAAAAUGAGCGAUUAAAAAAAUUGGAACUUGAAAAACAGGUUGAAGAGUUUGAUGAAACUUUUGAAGCCAAUAAACAAAAGAAUGACGAAAUGGAUGAAACCAUAAAUAAACUCAAGAAAGAUAUAAACAAGAUGAAUGAAAAAAUUGAAAAAUACGACAAUUAUAUGAAAACUAAAAGGAAAGAAAUAGACAUUGAUUUUUCUGACACUCUUGAGUGUAAGGAGAGAAUAAAAUUAUUGGAGAAUUGCAUAAAAACAACUGAAAGAAAUAUGAAGACUACUCAGUUAGCUCCUUUAAAAAUUGUGGAAAACUGUGCAGAUUAUAUUAUAUUCGAAUUUAUGACGACUCGUAAUCUGAUGCGUUUCAAAGUUAGUAAUUACGAAUCAGGUAAUGUUCAAAUAGAAAUUAAUCCUUAUGAAGAAAAUAUAUUAGCAUAUAUAAAUAAAAAUGUAAAAAAAUGUAAGGAUAUCUCAGAAAUAAGCUACUUGAUAAAAGAGGCUAUAUACCUCAAUUUUCUAGAUCUUUAA
Messenger RNA from Plasmodium gaboni, 1101 nucleotides. RefSeq lists its product as hypothetical. The coding region runs from base 1 to 1101 and encodes 366 amino acids. Lineage: Eukaryota; Apicomplexa; Aconoidasida; Haemosporida; Plasmodiidae. The transcript is spliced from 8 exons. The record is from RefSeq and is a predicted model, not a curated record.